Molecule: messenger RNA, 4128 nt
Organism: Empidonax traillii (willow flycatcher)
Lineage: Eukaryota; Metazoa; Chordata; Aves; Passeriformes; Tyrannidae
Gene: WNK4
Product: WNK lysine deficient protein kinase 4
Exons: 20
Coding region: 16-3807 (1263 amino acids)
Biological process (GO): protein phosphorylation; negative regulation of sodium ion transport; positive regulation of sodium ion transmembrane transporter activity
Cellular component (GO): cytoplasm; cytosol
Molecular function (GO): potassium channel inhibitor activity; chloride channel inhibitor activity; ATP binding
Source: RefSeq, a predicted model, not a curated record
GCCGCUGCCGGAACCAUGUCCCAGCCCGAGGCGGAGCGGGCGGGCGACGGCUCCGCACCGGAGCCGGAGACGGAGCCGGGGCUUCCCGGACGGGCCCCUCAUCGCAGCCGGCGGCCCUCAGGUCGCGACUCUCGGCGCGCCUCCUCCCGUUUUAACCGGCGCAGCUCGGCCGAGCUGGAGCUUCUGGGGUACCCGGCGCCGGACGGGGUGCGCGGGGGGUCGCCGCCGCCGCCGCCGGUCGUCGCCGGGCUCCGGGAGCCGGAGGAGACGGAGAGCGAGGAGGUGGAGACGCGGGCGGUCGCCACCUCCCCCGACGGCCGGUUCCUCAAGUUCGACAUCGAGAUUGGCCGCGGCUCCUUCAAGACCGUCUACAAGGGGCUGGACACGGAGACCACCGUGGAGGUGGCUUGGUGCGAGCUGCAGACGCGGAAGCUGUCGAAGACAGAGCGGCAGCGGUUCAGCGAGGAGGUGGAGAUGCUGAAGGGGCUGCAGCAUCCCAACAUCGUUCGCUUCUACGACUCCUGGAAGUCAACCAUCAAAGGGCAGAUCUGCAUUGUGCUAGUCACAGAGCUCAUGACAUCUGGCACCCUGAAAACGUACCUGAAGCGGUUUAAGGAGAUGAAGCUGAAGGUGCUGCAGCGCUGGAGCCGGCAGAUCCUCAAGGGGCUGCAUUUCCUGCAUACCCGCUCGCCCCCCAUCAUCCACCGUGACCUCAAGUGUGACAACAUCUUCAUCACGGGCCCCACGGGUUCAGUCAAGAUUGGGGACCUGGGCCUGGCCACACUUAAGCGAGCCUCCUUUGCUAAGAGUGUCAUAGGCACCCCCGAGUUCAUGGCACCAGAGAUGUACGAGGAGAAGUACGACGAGGCCGUGGACGUCUACGCCUUCGGGAUGUGCAUGCUGGAGAUGGCCACCUCGGAGUACCCCUACUCUGAGUGCCAGAACGCUGCCCAGAUCUACCGCAAGGUCACCUCGGGCCUGAAGCCCAGCAGCUUCUACAAGGUGAAGGUGCCAGAGCUGAAGGAGAUUAUCGAAGGCUGCAUCCGCAUGGACAAGAAUGAGAGGUACACCAUCCAGGACCUGCUGGAGCACUCCUUCUUCCAGGAGGACACGGGGGUGCAUGUGGAGCUGGCUGAGGAGGAUGACGGUGUCAAGUCUGGGCUCAAGCUCUGGCUGCGGAUGGACGACACAAAGAAGCUGCACGGCAAAUACAAGGACAACAACGCCAUCGAGUUCCUCUUUGAGCUCUACAAGGAUGUAGCAGAGGAAGUGGCCCAGGAGAUGGUGGUCCUGGGCUUCAUCUGUGAGGCCGAUUACAAACUGGUGGCCAAGGCAGUGCGGGAUCGAGUGGUCGCCAUCAAGCGCAAGCGGGAGAAGCUGAAGCGUGCCCAGGAUGCGCCGUCACCUGCGGAGCCGGAGGAGGAGCUCAAGUCCCCACGGCCACCUGGUGCCCCCGCGCCUGCCCCAGCCAUCCCUGGCUCCAGGGACUCCGUCUUCAGCAGCACCUUCCCCCUGGAGCCUGAGGAGCCCGAGGCCGACCAGCACCAGCACUUUGCCUACCGGCACACCAGCUACUCCUCGGCCACCUCCGACUGUGAGACAGAUGGAUACCUGAGCUCCUCCGGCUUCCUGGACUCCCCAGACCUGGCCCACCGCCGUUUUGUGGCUGGGGACCCUGCCAGCCCUCCUCCCACCCGGCCCGUGCGCUGCUUCCCCACGAGCAUCGCGGUGCAGCUGCCCACAGAGCGCUUGCCCCCUGCCAGCGGCUUCUCCUCCCCGGUGGACAGCUACACCUCGGAUGUGGCGUCGGGCAUGAGCGAUGGCUGCGAGGGGCUCUCAGCCAGCGAGCAGAGCGCCAAGCUGCCGCCCAAGCGAGCCUCGGGGAAGCUGCUGCGGCGCCGAGCCCGGUCCAGGCUGCGCAUAACCAACAUCUCCGACAAGAGCGACCGGGUGGUAGAGUGCCAGCUUCAGACCUACAACAACAAAAUGGUGACCUUCAAGUUUGACCUGGAUGGGGACAACCCGGAGGAAAUCGCAGCUGUCAUGGUCCACAAUGAGUUCAUUCUCAAGUCAGAGCGGGAUGGCUUCAUCAGCCGCAUCCGGGACAUCAUCCACCGCGUGGAGACCCUGCUGCGCAAGGACGGGCGCAGCGGCGCCGAGCUGCCCAGGAGCCCCGAGGCUGAGGGUGGCGUGGGCAGCCCCGUGGACCUGCAGCUGCAGGGGCUCUCGCGCUCCAUCUCCUCAUCCUCGCUCAGUGACCUGAGCUGUGCCAGUCCCAGACUCUCUGAGCAGUCUCCUGUCCUGCCGUCGCUGAGCCGCUCCCCAUCAGAGACCGACCUGGCUGGUCCCGCAGAGGCUCUGGCAGCCCCAGCGCUGCUGGAGGCCCCCACAGGCUCCGUGCAGACCUGGCCCCUCUUCUCGAUGGCUCCCUCCUGGCUCCCGUCGUCACCGUUGUUCCCACAGACCCCCACAAGGACCCCAGAAGGGCCUGUCCCUCCGGCCCUGCCCCAAGCCCUUGUGUCCCCACAGCCUCUCCCUACGUCCCCUGUCCCCUCUGAGCUCAGCAGCCCCCUGAGCCCCCCUGUGACCAGCACACCCUGGUCCCCCACCACCCCCCUCCUGUCCCUGGCCAACGUCUUCUCCUUGGCAGUGAUGAGCGUGGCCCAAACACUGCUGCCCACUGUCUCCCCCAUUGCCAGCUCGGGUGGGCACCUCUACCCCCCACUGAUGCCACGGCCACAGAGUCUUGCCCUGGGGGCCCCGCGCUUUGUCUACCCCGACCCCACCAGCACAGUCAAGCCAGUCCUGGCUGGCAGUGGGAUCCAGGAGUCACCAGGGGCUGAUGUCUCCACUGCCGGGGGGCCCAUAUCCUUCCCAUCCCCAGCCCCAUCCCCAGUGUGCCCCACAGACAGCGAGGUCACGAGUAGUCCCCCGCCACCGCUGAGCUCAUCCACGCCAGGGAGCCCAGAGGGCAGCACGGUGCCGCCCGGUGUCCCCAAGCCCAGCCAUUCACUCAUCGUGUCGGAGUCGCCGGCCCCUGCCGAGACCAUGGCCCGGCUCUCACCCAUCAAGGAAGAAGCCAAGCCCCAGAUGCUAGGCCGGUUCCAGGUGAUACCAGCCAAGGACUUGGCUGCGCCCUCCCCCGUGCCAGACAGGAGCAGCAGUGAGGGGGAGCAGCAAGUGGGGCCAGCAGCGAGUGCCUCCCCACCUCCCAUGGCCCCCGACACGGGCCACAGCUCAAGCAAUGACUCGGAUGCGGUGCUGGAGGUAGCACAGCAGGAAGCCAAGGCUGAGGAGGCACCGGCCAAGGAGGGCACGGUGCCAGUGGCGCCGCUGGAGAGCGACCAGGAAGGCCCUGGGGAGGAGGGCACAGACAGCACCCCCCAGGCCGUGCUGAGCCAGGUGUGGCUGAGCUACCCCCGCAGCCUGACCUACAUGAGCAGCGAUGACACUGAGAGCGAGGACGAGGAGAUCUGGGAGGAGCUGCAGAACCUGCGCCAGAAGCACCUGGCCGAGGUGCAGCUGCUGCAGAGCGCCCAGAAGAAGGAGAUCGAGGAGCUGUACCUGCGGAUGGGGAAGCAGCCGCCGCUGGGCAUCGUCUCCCCCGCCGCGAUGCUGUCCAGCCGCCAGCGCCGCCUCUCCAAGGGCAGCUUCAACCCCUCCCGCCGCAACAGCCUGCAGCGCCUGGAGCUGGCACAGCCCGCAGGCAUCAUGCGCCGUAACUCGCUGAGCGGCAGCAGCACCGGCUCGCAGGAGCAGCGGCUCAGCAAGGGCGUGACCUUCGCCGACGACCUCGGCCGCGUGUAGCCAGCUGGCCAGCAGUGACUUCAAGAACUACCUCAUCCAAGUGCCUGAGGCCCUGGGGCAGAGCUCCUGCAGCCCCUGGACAUCAGUGCCAGCCCCAGGCAACUCGGACCUGUGGUGGGCACCCUGUGGGCUCUACAGGGGCAGCGCAGCUGGCUGGGGGCAAGUCUGUCCCACCUCCAACCCUGUGCCCUCCCCGCUGUCCCCAGCCCCUUUGCUGGAGGAUGUGUGCCAGAUGUCCCCACCUCUUGUGGCUUUACUGAGCUGAGCCCACCCUGGAGCCCCUGCUCGGCCCAGCCCUGCAUCAUGCCAAUCUCCAUCCCC